Orbicella faveolata is the source of this 1055-nucleotide messenger RNA. RefSeq lists its product as uncharacterized. Lineage: Eukaryota; Metazoa; Cnidaria; Anthozoa; Scleractinia; Merulinidae. The record is from RefSeq and is a predicted model, not a curated record.
UGAUUAAUUUGUUGCAGAGGCGAUAACAAUAAUGGAGGAACCAUCAUCCCAGAGAGUCAAAGAAGGCUCGAAAGUGGAGCUGGUGUUCAAGUGCGAAGCUCGAGGAAACAGCAAACUGACCUAUCAGUGGUAUAAAGAUGGUACAGUGUUACAGGGAGAAGAUGAGGGCACACUUGUCUUUAAAUCUGUGACAUUGUUCGACUUUGGCUGGUAUAAGUGUGUUGCUAGUUGUGAAGAUAGUUCUAGCCUUAACGUGAAAUCAUCUCCCGCAGAACUAGAUGUUGUACCUCGUGAUGGAACAGAAUACAAAUGUCUGAAAGAUAUUGACCUCGAUACUCAAGACCGGAUUGAAGACCUUCUCACCCAGAAAAGUUACGGUUCCGAAGGGUGGAGGCAGAUCGCCUUCAAGUAUGAAAUGGAUCAUGUCAAAAUUAGGUCUCUAGAGAACCAUCCUGAAGCUGGCAAAAAAACACUGGAUUACCUUCGUGCAAGCCACCCGGAUCUGACCGUCUACGAUUUUUGCAAGACGCUUAAAGAGCAUAACAUAAGGCGUCUUGACAUUGUCAAAGAAUUACGUGGACACCUUUCAGUUCCCAGUUCAUUCAACAAAUACUUGUAGUUCUGAAAAACUGUUGUCAAUUUGGAGGAAGGCAGAAACCGCACGAAACCUAAAUCCUUUUUCAACGGAGCACAGUGCUAUUCCUUCCAACUAGAGCAGCUGUCUAGUAACCCUUUGUUGUUAAAAUGCCUUAGUAAAUUGAACAGCUUUUUUUUGCAGCUUGUUAACUUAAGCGUAAAACUUGUUUUUAAUACUCCUAGUUAGUCGUUUUGACGAAAUUGACAGCGGUAAGCAUUUAUAGUUGUACAAAUUAAUUGUUCAAAAUAGCAAAAGGAAUUAAUUUUUAUGUUUUUUUUUUAUUAUUAUUAUUAUUUCUUGAUACGUAGGUCACGCUAAAAAGUGACAUAGCAGUUUCUCGCUAGAGUUUUUAGAGUGUUUUUACAAUAAUUUAUGUUAUUACUCGUCGAUUUAGGUGAGUAGUGUUAUUCCAUAGACU